Linum tenue is the source of this 2135-nucleotide messenger RNA. The record is from the annotation of a GenBank genome assembly. NCBI's taxonomy places the organism in Eukaryota, Viridiplantae, Streptophyta, Magnoliopsida, Malpighiales, Linaceae.
CCCCGGAAAGCGAAAGCAACAAAAACUACUUUUUUUCACUCCCACUCUCACUCGUCGUCCCAUUUCCUUGUCUGAAAAUCCCUCUGUCUCACUCUGCUGCUCUCUUCCAUUGCCAUCGAGCAAGCAAAUCGUAUCUCCUACGCCCUCUCCCUUUUCACUCUCUUUUCAAAAUUCAAUUUUCCAAACUGGGUCCUGCCCUCCUUGCUCCUUCGAUCCUUUUCCGUCACUCGCUUUUGCUUCAAUCCCACUCCGGGCAUUUCUCUUCUUCCUUCUCUUUUGGGUUUUUUGCUCUUCUCGCAUUUCCUCGAAGAGGUCCAGAAAGACGCUGUUUCACUCCAAGAGUUACCGAAGACGAAGACGACGACGACCGGCAGAGUAACACGGUGAAUUGGUGAUGAGUUGCAGGGUUAUGAUGGCAUGGAUUGGAAGCUUGAGUAGUAGCAAGUAGCAGCAGCAGAAGGAAAGAGACAGAGAGAUAUGAAAGGGGAAUCAUCUCAGUUGAUCAUUGGGAUUUCAAUUGGGGUGGUGAUUGGCGUGCUUUUGGCUAUUCUGGCGUUCUUCAGUUAUAGGUACCACAGGAAGCGAUCCCAGAUUGGUAACAGCAGUUCUAGGAGAGCAGCCACGAUACCUAUCAGAGAAAAUGGGGGUGAUGCUAGUACCAUCAUGUCAGAUUCAACUGUUGGUCCCGAUUCGCCUAUGAAAUCCGGGGGUAGAAAUGGGCUCUCCUUUUGGCUUGAAACCUUUAAGAAGAGCAAUGGUGUGGCGGUUUCUGGCAUACCCGAGUACUCUUACAAGGAUCUCCAGAAAGCGACAAGUAACUUCACUACAGUGAUUGGACAAGGAGCAUUUGGUUCUGUUUAUAAAGCUCAAAUGUUGACUGGCGAAACUGUAGCAGCCAAAGUGCUGGCCACCGAUUCUAAACAAGGGGAGAAAGAGUUUCGGACCGAGGUCAUGCUACUGGGAAGGUUGCAUCAUAGAAACCUAGUCAAUUUGGUUGGGUACUGCUCUGAGAAAGGGAGACACAUACUCAUAUAUGUGUAUAUGACCAAAGGGAGCUUAUCUUCUCACUUGUACAGUGAAAACCAUGAACCAUUGAAGUGGGAUGUAAGGAUUAAUAUUGCUCUAGAUGUUGCAAGAGGCUUGGAGUAUCUCCAUGAUGGGGCAGUGCCACCUGUGAUUCACCGAGACAUUAAGUCAUCCAACAUUCUGUUGGAUCACUCAAUGAGAGCCAGGGUGGCUGACUUUGGACUAUCGAGAGAAGAGAUGGUCGAUAAACACGCUGCCAACAUAAGGGGAACUUUCGGAUACCUUGAUCCUGAGUAUAUAUCCACGAGGACAUUCACAAAGAAGAGCGAUGUUUACAGCUACGGGGUGUUGCUAUUUGAGCUUAUAGCCGGCAGAAAUCCUCAGCAGGGUCUCAUGGAAUACGUUGAGCUUGCAGCAAUGAACUCCGAUGGAAAAGUGGGGUGGGAGGAAAUAGUGGACUCGCGCCUGGAAGGUAAGUUCGAUAUGCAAGAGCUGAACGAAGUCGCAGCUCUUGCGUACAAAUGCAUACAGCGCGUGCCAAGAAAGCGGCCCUCGAUGAGGGACACAGUGCAGGUGCUGUCAAGGAUCCUGAAGGCUAGGCACAACAGGAAGCACCAGCUGAGGAAGUUGUUCCUCUCUGCCACACCGGAGGAAGUUUCCAUCGACAUCGAGCUGCCUGAAGUCAAGACGCCGACAUCUGAACGCCAACACCGGAGGGAGGAGUCCAUGGACAGUAUUGACACUUUGUGAAAGUUCAGAUGAUGCAUUCUCAUUGCAUGCUUGGUCUAUUCUUCUUGGUUCUUUUUGAUUGUUUUGAUUUGUACAUGAGUUUGGCUUGGUUGUUAGUAUGCAAAGCAGAGGGAGAAGACAUGAUCACAAGGUUAGAAGUUUUGGGUCUCCUAUGUAUUUGAUGGAUAGGGUUUUCUUGUAACAUAUACUAGAGUGUGAUGUGUGGAUAUUUUUUUUUAAUCACUACAAAAUUAUCUUUUGUCAAAAAAAUUGUUAUUGGAUAAUUUCUCAACCAAGCACAAAUGACUAGCUAAGUCAAUGAUUUUUCUGAUUUGCUAAUAUACAUAAUAAUACAUAUGCCUUAAGUAAAAAAAAAAAAA